AAUGGAAGAAACUACUAUUGCGAAAUUGACGUCACUCAAGUCAGUUGUGUCAAGUGGGGAGGCUCUAUCCGAGGAAUUGGCAAAAUCAUUCUUUCAAAUCCUACCGAGUUCACAGCUUAUUAAUUUCUUUGGUAGUACAGAAACAACCGGCGAUGUUACCUUUAUUGUUCUUCGGAGCAUUGAAGAUGUUGUAAAAUAUAGCCACGAUUCAAUCGUAAGCAUUGGAGUACCUCUAGAAAAUACUAUUAUAGAGUUAAUUGAUAAUUAUGGACAACACGUGAAGUUAGGAGAAGUAGGAGAGAUUUUGGUAACUGGUUCUAAUGUUUGUGCAGCAACGAUAUGUGAUGGUAAUUUAGUCUUAUAUGGAGAGAAUAAGCCGAUUAAAAUGGGUGACAUGGCCUUCAUUGAGGAUGGAAAUCUAUAUUAUUCAGGAAGAAUAGAUUGGCAGAUUAAAAUAAGAGGUCAUCGGAUUAAUCUGCAACAAAUCGAAGAGCUGGCUAAUUCUCAUCCGGAUGUUAAGAGAAGCGUGCUAUUUAAUAGAAGUGAAACCAAUACAGAAAAUCGUCUUAUACUCUGCUAUGAGGGUCAAAUUGAUGAGCGUAAAUUAGAGUCUUAUUUGGCUGAUGGCCUACCACAAUAUUCCGUUCCUAAUGUUGUUGCUAGAUUGCCUAAGAUCGCUUUACAGAAACACACCGGAAAAAUUGAUCGUAAAGCUACUGAAGCUGCUUAUAUUGAAAACGUAAAAAGUUCACUGGAAUCGGUUAACCCGGAUAAUAUAGAAAAGUAUAUUUUGACGAUAAUCUGUACAGAAUUAUGUCUGCCACUGGAAAGGAUAAGCGUCCAAGAUUCAUUUUUUCAUUUAGGUGGAACGUCAACUUCAGCUGUAAUUACUGUUGCUAGACUAAAGGAAGUUGGCUAUUCAAUUACGAUAUCUCAGUUCCUCAAUUGUAAGCUUUUGGAUGAUGUCAUUCAAACAAUCGUGGAGAAUCAGAAUCAAAUACAAAUAUCUGAUAUAAAUAAUGAUAAAUUCCAUACUAGACCAUUGAGAGCUGAUGAUAAAUCAGAGGUUUUCAGACAAUGCGCAUUGGCCUUUUUAACGAAAACGCCAUUGGAUGUAGCUGCCGGUGUUACCACCGAAAGUUUUUACCAUCUAUUAGAAUCGGGAUGGAAAUAUACACUUGACAGUGGUGUAUCGCUUGUGGUUGAAAAUAACGAUGGAAAGGUUGUUGGAGGAACUAUGUUGUUUGAUUUAGCAGCUCCCGUCGAACCAUCUUUUGUAGGUCCUGCUGAGAUGGUUGGAAAUAUUCUCAAUGAACUUGAACUUCCUGUAAUUGAGGAAUACUGUAAAGAGGGUCGAUGGCUAGAUUCUUUCGCAGAAUUUACUGAUGAUUCUCUUCAAGGGGAUGAGAACGCAAUGAUAUUAUAUAAAUUAGGUCAGGAAAAGAUUAGAGUAGGCGUAGAAAAAGGUUUUGACGGUAUUAUAACGGUAGACGCCCAUCCAGUGACUCUGGAAAUGGACUUAAGAUUAUUUGGUUAUAUCGAGAUCAAAAGAGUUUAUCCUAAGUUUUGGGUUUUUAACGGACAAAAACCAUUUGAUGGAUUGCGGGAUGACUAUGCUGUAAGUUUCUUUGGAUUUGGCCCAAGCGCCGAUAUCGAAGUAGUUCUCGACGGCCAUGAAUCUCGUAAAUUAGCUGAUAUCAAAACUGAUGAUGGAAAGAAAGAAAGAUGUUACUUGUACUAUGAUGGCGAGACAGUUUCCGGAAAGGUAAAUAUUAAUAUGAGGAAAGCUGGCUCAAAACUGGAACAUCAAGGCAUUAAGAUAGAAUUUAUAGGUCAAAUCGAAUUGUAUUACGACCGCGGGAACCAUCAUGAGUUUACAAGUUUAGUCAAAGAAUUGGCAAGACCGGGUGAAAUAACUUCAAAUUCUAGUUAUGAUUUCGAAUUUGUUCAAGUAGAAAAGCCAUAUGAAAGUUAUACAGGAGCGAAUGUAAGAUUAAGAUACUUUUUACGAGUGACAGUUGUGAAAAGAAUAACGGAUUUAGUGAAAGAAGUUGAUAUGAUUGUGCAUACAUUAGCCCAAUACCCAGAAAUGAAUAAUUCUAUAAAAAUGGAAGUUGGAAUAGAAGAUUGCUUGCACAUUGAGUUUGAAUACAAUAAGUCAAAAUAUCACUUGAAAGACGUUAUUGUUGGUAAAAUAUACUUUCUUCUAGUACGAAUUAAAAUAAAAUAUAUGGAAAUUCAAAUAAUUAAGAGGGAAACUACUGGAGCCGGUCAGAAUUCAUUUAGUGAAAAUGAUACUAUAGCUAAAUAUGAAAUUAUGGAUGGUGCUCCAGUCAGAGGAGAAUCCAUUCCAAUUCGUUUGUUUCUUAGUGGAUAUGAGCUAACACCAACCAUGAAGGAUAUCAACAAAAAAUUUUCUGAAAUAACAAUAUUCCGAAAAGCUGAAAAAGUUAGAAAACCUAUACAGCAGGGACAUAAACAAAAGGACCGACAAGUGGCUAGUUUCGAAAAUGCUACAGAGAAUAAUACGCAGUAA
Molecule: messenger RNA, 2536 nt
Organism: Dimorphilus gyrociliatus
Lineage: Eukaryota; Metazoa; Annelida; Polychaeta; Dinophilidae
Source: the annotation of a GenBank genome assembly